Messenger RNA from Exophiala aquamarina CBS 119918, 1305 nucleotides. RefSeq names its product ubiquitin-conjugating enzyme E2 Z. Gene Ontology annotation, molecular function: cysteine-type endopeptidase inhibitor activity; ubiquitin conjugating enzyme activity. The coding region runs from base 1 to 1305 and encodes 434 amino acids. Gene Ontology annotation, cellular component: nucleus. NCBI's taxonomy places the organism in Eukaryota, Fungi, Ascomycota, Eurotiomycetes, Chaetothyriales, Herpotrichiellaceae. Gene Ontology annotation, biological process: negative regulation of apoptotic process. The transcript has 2 exons. The record is from RefSeq and is a predicted model, not a curated record.
AUGGCAGCCAUUGCUGUAGCGUGCCAGGAAGAAGAUGUCCGUCAUGUGAAGGCGCUAAUCAUUGGUCCUCACGGCACGCCCUACGAGUAUGGCUUCUUCGAAUUCACCAUCAACUUUGGCACCGAAUACCCUAGCAAACCCCCCAAGGUCGAGGCUCGAACGACGAACAAAGGCCGAACACGGUUCAACCCAAAUAUAUAUGCAGGUGGGAAGGUCUGCCUCUCAAUCCUGGGCACCUGGCAUGGCGAGCGUCCGGGUGAAGAGUGGUCCUCUGCUCAAGGCCUGGAAUCCAUCCUAUGGUCCAUCCAGAGCCUGAUGUCCAACAACCCAUAUGAGAACGAGCCAGGCUAUGAGAAUGCCAAAGGCGCCGAAGAUAAGAAGAUGAACGAACUCUACUGUGCAAAGAUACGGCAUGAGACAAUCCGAAUCGCGGUCCUACAAAAGCUCGAAGAUGCUCUAGGCAUCCAGGCCGAUGGCUCGGUGGUACCAGCCAACUCCCCCAAAUGGGUUUCCGGAGAUGAAGAGGAAGAUGUUCACGACGAGAAGGCCGAGGCCGAGAUGAAACUCAAGUUUGAACCAUUCCGAGAUCUCUUCAAGCGACGUUUUCUCUGGUACUACGAAACCUACAUGUCCACCAUCGAAGAUCAAACCCCAAAGCACAAAGACAAUUCAGAUUUCACGAAGAUGCCCUUUGAAGGUGGUGGGAACACCAUGGACGGCAAAUUCCGUUAUGGCGAUCUGGGCCGACGUCUUGUUCGCGUCAAGCAAGUCAUCAACGAGGAGACGGAGAAGUGGGCGGUUGAGGGCCUCGCACUGAAGAAACGCGAGUCUUCCAAGGCGGCCAGUAUGCAGCGUCAAUUUGAACAGAUUGGAGACUAUUUGAGGCAGAAGAAAUGUCAUAACCUGUCGGUGGAGCUGGAAGAUCACAACCCAUACGUUUGGAUGAUGACUUACUUUGGCAAGCCCAUGACUCACCUCGAUGGUGGCGUCUUCAAGGUCCGGAUCAGCAUCAGCCCACGUUUCCCAGACCAACAACCACGGGUCAAAGUGGAAACACCAAUCUACCAUCACCGAGUGUCGAGAGAUGGCGUCGUGUGCUACUUUCCCAAAAAACCAGACGAGAUCCGAAACCAUAUUGAAUGCAUUGUGGAAGCCUUGGAAGAGGAGUCGCCUCCUUACGACCCUCGAACUAUUGUUCAUCCAGAGGCCAGCAAGCUGUUGUGGGGAUCGGACAGCGACAAGAAGAAAUACUACCGUCAACUGCGAAGAUCUGCUCAGCGAACCACCGAAGAUGGUGGCUUUUGA